UAACGUUACUUACAUAGUAGGUGUAGUAUAUAUAUCUAGAGAAGGAACCUGUUGGCAAUGGUUAACCUACCGGAAAGGCUAUUUGGCUUUGUCGUCUCAGCUCUUGCCUACUGUUUCUUUCAAUAUCAUCGUCAUCAAGACUCCAACCACCGUCACCCCAAAAGCUCCAACAACGACAAUAUCAGCUACAAAAUGCCCAAGACCAAGGCUCGACCGCUUUCUUUGCAGACAGUGGAGCUGAAAGUGAGGAUGUGCUGCAGUGGCUGCGAGAGAGUUGUCAAGGACGCCAUCCACAAACUCAGAGGGGUGGAUUCAGUAGACGUAGAGCUGGAGAUGGAGAAGGUGACAGUAAUUGGGUACGUGGAUCGAAACAAGGUGCUGACGGCGGUGAGAAGGGCGGGAAAGAGGGCAGAGUUUUGGCCCUAUCCAAAUCCCCCGCUCUACUUCACUUCCACCACCAACUACUUCAAGGACACCACCAGCGAUUUCAAAGAGAGCUACAACUACUGGAGGCACGGCUACAAUGCUGCCGACAGGCACGGCAGUCUUCCGGUCACUCAACGGGGAGACGACAAGGUCAGCAACAUGUUUAACGACGAUAAUGUAAAUGCCUGCUGUCUCAUGUAAUCUCAAUUUCCGAUAAUGUAAAGGCCACCCAGUUACUACUAUUCUAUAGUAUGUAUACAUGAUAUGUAUGUACCUGCCUACCUUACUACAAUCGAUGUAAAUGAUAACAAUAUGUUAAACUAA
Coffea eugenioides is the source of this 750-nucleotide messenger RNA. Its product is annotated as heavy metal-associated isoprenylated plant protein 30-like. Lineage: Eukaryota; Viridiplantae; Streptophyta; Magnoliopsida; Gentianales; Rubiaceae. The record is from RefSeq and is a predicted model, not a curated record. The transcript has 3 exons. Gene Ontology annotation, molecular function: metal ion binding. The coding region runs from base 58 to 627 and encodes 189 amino acids.